Porites evermanni is the source of this 3792-nucleotide messenger RNA. The record is from the annotation of a GenBank genome assembly. Lineage: Eukaryota; Metazoa; Cnidaria; Anthozoa; Scleractinia; Poritidae.
AUGUCAGGUUACAAGCUGUACUAUUUUCCAGUCCGUGCUAAAGGAGAAAUAGACAGAUGGGCAUUUUCAGCUGCUAAAAUUGAUUUCGAAGACAUUCGGGUGAAUUUUGGAGAAGAAUGGCGCAAGGAAAAAGAGUGUAAGUAGAACAUAAGAACAAGUUGGUUGUUUUCUGAAUUUGGUCGAGUUCUCAGUGACAAUGAAUUAAAAGUUAUGGAAAAUGAAGCGAACACUGCAUGCAAAGUCGCGUGCUGUGCAUGCAACAAUUUUAUCGGUUUCGCGACAGUGAUCGUUUUCGAAAACGGAUUCGUUCGAUUGCAUGAUGGUUUUCGUUUGGAACCUUUUGAUAAACGUAUAUUGAACAGUCUUGUUUCUUUCUUUUCCUUGGUGGACAGGUCACUUUGUUUCGUGACAAAUGUCGCCUGACAUGGUUAUAAAAUUUAUGUGGCUGGCCUGUGCAUAUUUAAUCAGGUCGAGUUGACUAUUCUUUCACUUGGCGUCAUGCUUCCUCGCGCAUCUGAAACAAACUGCUUUGUCAUGCCUGCCGAGUGGUUAUGCUUCAUAUACAUUACUCACGAUCAAAUAUCAGGAGGUAUUUGAUUGAUUGUUUGAUUAACUGAUUGGUCGUUAAUUGUUGUUGUUUUCAGCUGGCAGACCACCACUUGGUCAGAUGCCAUUUCUCGUGACUCCUGAAGGAAAAAUCCUGGCACAAUCUGGUGCCAUUAUGAAAUACAUUUGGAAGAAAGCAGGUAUCAAAACUAACAUCGGUAGUGGAGCUUUGUCUUAAGGGGCAGAAAGAGCUGGAUGUAUCCAGUGUGCAAUUUUUUUGUUUGUUCCGGCUUAACGCAUCCCAGCUGCAGUUAGUCCCUGUUAGGGUAAAAUCCUGACAAGCGACAUGGCCUUGAAACAGUGCAUAAAAUAGAUGAAUUGGCGACAAACGGCAUGCUGCAAAAUUCCGAAAACAAGCCCCAGGGCUUACAUUUUUCAAAGGCCCUUUUUGAGGGGCUUAUUUUUGGAGGGGUUUAUGUACGGAGGGGCUUAUGUACGGAGGGAAAUUUGCGUUUCAAAAUCGAUUGGGUUAGCCUCAUAGUUGGUAGUAAACUUACCGUUUUUGCUUUGUUUCACUUUGUUUUUGAGGGCAAUUUUUCAAGUACAAGCCCCAGGGGGGCUUAUAUCGGAAGGGCGAUUUAACUGAGGGUUUUUUGCGUUACCGGAUUGGAGGGGCUUAUAUUUGGAGGGGCUUAUACAUGGAGAGGCUUAUUAUUUUCGGAAUUUUACGGUAUUUAAAGAUGGGUUGAAUACCAACAGGGACAUUGCCUACUCCUCAAACGCGCAACGACCGUAUUUGAAAUUCAGCUUAGGAACACACAUGUGCAUAGCACCCUUCUCCUCUCUGUUAAGCGGGUGACCGUAGACCGGGGCUUCUGCUGUACUUGAUACUCGCGUUUCCAAACCGUGAUUUCCGACCAUUUCUGAUAAACUUGUCAGGUUUGUCUCCAAGUGACAGUUUUGACGAAGCAGUUGCUGACAUGAUCCAUGAUGGAGCUACUGAUUUGCGUGAUCUCUGGCUCAGAACACACUUUGAGAAGGAUGAAGCGGCAAAGGUACGAUUGACUUAACGUGUAGCUAGAAAAGUAGCCUAUAACCGUCCACUCUCGUUGACAGAAAUAUAAAUCACUUUUUUCAAACGGGUUUAAGUACAGGUGAAAGGAUUAUAAAGAUAGCAAACCAGCCGCCUGCGUAGCACUAUCCUGAAGCGUUUCCGCUCGAGUUAUUGCUCUCGUUCUGGCUUUCACCCAUUAUUUUUAGCUGAAAAUUUAACUGCAAUCAAGGACACAAAUAACCCCUCUGCACCCUGUAUAACUCGAGCGGAAAUGCUUGCAACGCAGGCUAGCAAACCAGUUUUAAUAAAAGCCAUUAAAUGGCCAUGAAUCGGCUCGGAAACCACACCAGAAAGAAGAAAAACUUAAGGGGUUGGGUGAUACAGGUGAUUUGUAUUUCAUUCAGACGAUGGUAACAUUUUUCCCUUUUUCUUUUUCUUUGUAAAUAAAAUACUUAUCAAGAUGUAAUUUGUUCUUGGUCGGUUUUUAGUAUUAUUAUUUUUACUUAUUAUCAGUUUUCUUCUUAUUAAUUAAUUAAUUUAUUUGUUUUGAAAAAAAGUGAAAAACGUUUCAUAGUACGCACCAAUCAUAAGGUGAAGAGGCCGGGAGAGCAGGCACCAUACAAAGUGGGACUGUUGUAGACAUGGCGUGACAUACUGGCUACCCCUAUCGUAACAUGAGAUAACAGUCGUUGAGAAUAUGAUACAAAUCACUUUGACUCUGAAGAUAACUGACUACCGCACAGAUUGUCGAAACGCCAGUGCUGUCAACAACAAUCAUAUUCAGGACUACGAUCACCCGGAUGAUCAUGCUUCACCCACUUAUGAAAUGACUCAUGGGUUCAAACAUUUCACAGUGGAUACUUUGAUCAUAAUAACUGGCAAAAUGUCGUAAGAUCUAAUCAUUUUCUACCUACUUAACCAUUAUCUUUAUUUAAGGAGACGAAAAUGAAGGAGUUUUUGGAAACAACUCUUCCUACUCGACUUGAGAAAUAUGAAGCUCUUCUCAAAAGUAAGGACGAAGGCAAAGGGUUCUUUCUCGGAGCCAAAGUAAGUGAGCAUAUGGGAGAAAAACGACUUCUCCUCUCCAUUCUUUUCCAUGUUAAUUAUGUUCCCUGGCUCCCACGAGUCUCCUGUUGCUCAGUGUUAGAGUUUCUGGACUGGUAACCGGGAGGCCUAGGCUGGACGCCUGUUGGGAAAAGUGACACGCCCUUUUUCAGUCUUGUUUUCCUGCAUUGCCCCAUAUACGUAAAGGAAUCCAAGACAGUCUUGGAAUCUGGAUUCCACGCCGUGGAUUCUGGAUUCCAGGUUUUGGAUGCCAGUCUUUGUCCGGAUUCCAAUCGUUGGUGGGAUUCCGGAUUCCUUGAGCUGUAUUCCAGAUUCCAACAGCAAAAUGUUCUCGGAUUCCUUUUCAUGGGUCGACUUGCUAUAGUUUUUCAUUCGGCCUUGUUCACUCUAAGUUAUUUAAAAAAAAAAACAAAAGAAAACAAAAAGAACUCUGUGCUAAGCGAGUAGCUCAAUUCUCUUUUCUUUUUUUCUGCAGCUCAGCUAUGCCGACAUUUCGUUCGUUGAAUUCAUUAACAGCUUCAGUUUGAUGGUGAAAAAACAGAAAGAUGAUGGUAAACCAGCACCAGACCUCGACGAGUUAUUCAAGAAGUUUCCUCUGUUAGAUGGGCAUUACAAGCGUGUGUUGGACGUGCCUGAAAUAAAGGCUUGGGUGGAAAAACGUCCUCCAUCCGACGUCUAAGCCUCUUAUCGAUGUGAUAGAGCGAUUUUCGUAUGACCUUGAAAUGAAAACUCGCGAACAAUACAGAAACAACAAACGAACGGAAAUAGAGCGAUGUGAUUGGUUUAUCGAACGGAUACAAACGUGUUUGGUCUUUGGCUGGUUAAGCUAACGCUAGAACUUUCUAGAAAUCAAUCGAUACUUCGCUUUGACGUCAUACUGCAGCACGAUUGGCCAAUCGAACAAUGCCUUCUCUAUAUUAGGAUUCUUUUUGGCGGGAAAACAAAGAGUCCAUGUUUUGAUCUUUUCAUCCGUUGCCUGAUGAAACAAAUAAUGAACACUUAAAGAAACCAUUUUUCAAGGUCAUACGAAAUUCGAUCUACUUAUGGCAUAUGUUAACGUGGGCACAACUGUGUACAAAUAAAGUUAGAACAGGAGCAUAGAAUAAAUAUUAUUUGAGAUUUGCUGG